This is a messenger RNA of Mangifera indica (mango), 1334 nucleotides long. RefSeq names its product 1-aminocyclopropane-1-carboxylate oxidase-like. Bases 69 to 1028 code for a protein of 319 amino acids. The transcript has 4 exons. The record is from RefSeq and is a predicted model, not a curated record. Lineage: Eukaryota; Viridiplantae; Streptophyta; Magnoliopsida; Sapindales; Anacardiaceae.
UUGCGAGCCCAUAAGUUCAUUUUACACACAAGACUUGUUAAGUAGAGAGAUUGUUAAAGAGAGAAACAAUGGAGGGUUUUCCAGUUAUUGACUUGUCAAAGCUCAAUGGUGAUGGGAGAAGCUCAAUCAUGGAGAUGAUCAAAGAUGCCUGCGAGAACUGGGGCUUCUUUGAGUUGGUGAACCAUGGGAUAACUGCUGAACUGAUGGACACAGUGGAGAGGCUGACAAAGGAGCAUUACAGAAAGUGUAUGGAGCAAAGAUUCAAGGAAAUGGUGGCCAGUAAAGGCCUGGAAGAUAUUCAGUCUGAAGUCAGCGACUUAGACUGGGAAAGCACUUUCUACUUACGCCACCUUCCUGAAUCAAACAUUUCUGAAAUCCCUGAUCUUGAAGAAGAUUACAAGAAGGCAAUGAAGAAGUUUGCUGUUGAAUUGGAGAAGCUAGCUGAGCAGCUUUUGGACUUGCUGUGUGAGAAUCUGGGGCUGGAGAAGGGAUACUUGAAAAAGGCAUUUUAUGGGUCCAAAGGAUCACCAAACUUUGGCACCAAAAUCAGCAACUACCCACCAUGUCCCAAACCCGAUCUGAUCAUGGGACUCAGGGCCCAUACUGAUGCUGGUGGCCUCAUCCUGCUCUUCCAGGAUGACAAAGUCAGCGGCCUCCAGCUCCUCAAAGAUGGUCAAUGGGUCCAUGUUCCACCCAUGAAACACUCCAUUGUCAUCAACCUUGGUGACCAGCUUGAGGUGAUUACAAAUGGCAAGUACAAAAGUGUGCUGCACCGUGUGUUAGCUCAGCCUGAUGGUAACAGAAUGUCCAUAGCUUCAUUUUACAACCCAGGAAGUGAUGCUGUCAUCUACCCAGCACCGGCAUUGAUUGAUAAAGAAGCUGCUGAGAUCCAGCUCUAUCCAAAAUUUGUGUUCGAGGACUACAUGAAACUCUACGCAGGACUCAAGUUUCAGGCCAAGGAACCCAGAUUCGAAGCCAUGAAGGCAAUCGAGUCCACUGUGACUUUGGGCCCUAUUGCAACUGUUUAAGUUCCCUAUACUCAAAACUGUUCUGCCAUUACAAGUAUAGUUUACUGGUGGAAUGGAAUCUCGAUGUCUGGGUUCAUUGUUGGAAUUAGUACUUUAGUUAUUAUUAAGGGAUGUUUAAGUAGUUGCUUAAGACUCUGUCGUUGGCUAGUGUGGAACAUGUAAGUUCUAAAUAAACCGAAAGGUUGGAUUGAUAGGGCUCUUCCGGAGAGUCAAGUCUAGUGCUGUGUUGCUGAUAAAUUACUCAACUCAAUGUAGAAAGUGACAACAUGAAUCGUCUUUAUAUGAAGCUAUCUUACUAUUAAUCUA